Molecule: messenger RNA, 3151 nt
Organism: Amaranthus tricolor (Joseph's coat)
Lineage: Eukaryota; Viridiplantae; Streptophyta; Magnoliopsida; Caryophyllales; Amaranthaceae
Product: G-type lectin S-receptor-like serine/threonine-protein kinase SD3-1
Exons: 1
Coding region: 240-2738 (832 amino acids)
Biological process (GO): protein phosphorylation; recognition of pollen
Molecular function (GO): ATP binding; protein serine/threonine kinase activity
Source: RefSeq, a predicted model, not a curated record
AGCUUGCAAAAGCUCUCAUUUUCGACCUCAAAAGGAUGUGAACUUUGUUUGUUCCUAUACUUCAUUUCCCAAAAAUUCAAUUUCAAAGUUCUUUCAUUCCCAAAGGAACCCCAUAUCUUCACUUCUUUUUGGUCAUUUCUCUCUCCUCAUGACAAAAUUAGGUAAUUUUGACCUCAAAAGUAGUAGUAUCUUCUUCUUGUUCACUCUCUCACCAUAAUUUCUUUCACUGUUACUCAAAAAUGUUGGCAAAUUGUCUUGAUCAGCUCAACAAUGGGACACCUUUUAAGGAAUAUAAAGGUAAUAUGUUCAAAUUUGGCUCCUUUUCCUUUACAAGUUUAAAUGCUUCAAUGGUUCUGUUUUUAUGUGUAUAUAUCUUGUUGGGUUUCAGUAUUUGUGGGUUUUGUGAUGAACUGGCUAUGGUUUCAGUACCAUUAGGUUUUGAGGUAUCUGGGUUUGAUAAAACAACCACUUGGGUGUCCCAAAAUGGGGUUUUUGCAUGUGGGUUUUUAGAAGGUGGUUAUAUGAAAAGCAUUUAUGAUGAAAAUAGUGAUGGGGUUUUUGUUGGAAUUAGGUAUAAUUUAGGUAAUAAAGUAGCAAAUUUGCCUGUUUGGACAGUUGGUGGGGGUCUUAGGGCAUCUAAAAACUCUACAUUUAGGCUUUCUGAGGAUGGUAGGCUCAUUUUGGUUGAGAACAUCAAUGGUUUAAUCCUUUGGAGCAGUAAUACCUCCAAAUUGGGUGUUCAAAAAGCUAGUCUUUUGGAUAAUGGUAACCUAGUCUUGCUAGACAGUGAAGAGGAGGUAGUUUGGCAGAGUUUUAAUAGCCCAACAAGUAGUCUACUUCCUGGCCAAUCCUUUCAUUUCCCUCAAUCUCUUAGAGCUCCUUCGACAAAGUCGAUUUCGAGCUACUACAAUUUUGUUAUUCGCCCUUCAGGUGAGCUUGCUUUGGUGUGGGAAAGCAAUGUGACUUACUGGAAAAGUAGUGCUGCUUUGAGCUCCCCUGGCCAUACUAUCACUAAAGUAGCAAGAUUUCAUUCAGAUGGUAGUUUGGGAGUCUUUGAUGUUUUAACUAACAAAAGCAUUUGGUCUGUCACAAGCAAGGAUUUCAAUGACUCUUCAGUGGGUCUAAGGCAUCUAAGGAUUGAUACUGAUGGUAACUUGCGGAUAUACUCGUGGUAUAAUGAGCUUAAGAUGUGGACGGUAGGGUGGCAAGCAGUCGAAAAUCAAUGCAACGUGUUUGGAUCUUGUGGGUUAUAUAGCUUAUGUGGUUUCAAUUCUAGUGGACCUGUUUGUAGUUGUCUAAAUGAGGGUACCAUUGAUGGGGGUUCUGGUUCUAUUGGGAGUGAUUUAGGUCUUUCUGGGUGCAAAAAGUUGGUAGAUUUAGAUAACUGUAAAACGCGCACGAGCAUGAUGGAUCUGAAGCAAACUGUGCUUUAUGGUCUUUAUCCUCCUCAUGACUUUGAUCUCAUGUUGAAUAUGGAUGAUUGCAAGGCUUAUUGCUCUAAUGAUACUUCUUGCAUCGCUGCGACCUCGAAAAACGAUGGUUCGGGCCUCUGCACUAUUAAAAGAACCGGGUUUAUUAGUGGGUACAGUGAUCCCUCUCUACCUGCAAUCUCAUACUUAAAGAUCUGUUUGGUUCCUCAAGCAGUUUCAGCUCGAAAGACCGUACCUCAAGGCGGAGCGACAGAAACAUCUCUUCCAUCUCGAAGCUUUAUUUUCGAUGGAAAUUCAAGUAAAGUUGUGACAGCUCUCGUCAUGAUCGGGUUGGUGACUGCUUUGGUGACCCUCACAGUAGAGAUUCUUGUUAUUUGGAGUGUGUACCGGAGACGGAAAAGUACUAUGAGAGUGAGGAUUCCUUUUGACAAGGAUGCUCUGAAGGACCCUCAUUACAGUGCUCUGGUACGGUUAUCCUUCGAGGAGAUAAAGGAACUGACCUCGGAUUUUGCAACUCAACUAGGCCCAUCUAUUUUCAAAGGCAUACUACCGAACCAAACUCCCAUCAUCGUUAAGGUUCUGAAUAAUGUUGUAUCGGAGAAGGAUUUUCGUGUAGCAGUUACCAUCUUGGGUGGUACUCAUCACCGGAAUCUUGUUGCUGUGAAGGGUUUUUGUUGUGAACAGAAGUACAAAUUUCUUAUCUAUGAAUUUGUACCAGGCAGGUCUGCGGAUAAGUGGCUAUUUGAUUCGGGGCGUAGAUCGAAUGAGCCACAUUGGCAGGAUAGGAUCGACAUUGCUCUUGGUGUGGCACGAGCUCUUGCCUAUCUCCAUUUGGAGUGUCAAAGUUGUGUUGCUCAUGGAAAUUUAAAGCUCGAGAACGUUAUGCUUGACCAAAACUUGGUUCCAAAGCUGAUGGACUUUGGACUCGAGGGCCUUCUUCAGGGUGAUUCCGCCUCUUCUUCAGAGUCGGCUUCUGAGAGGGAUAUAUACAACUUCGGACAAAUGCUACUUCAGAUUGCAAGGCUCAAAAGGGAUCCUCCGCAAGACGAAGACGUUAACCAUUUGAUCAAUGAAAUACUGGAAGCACAGAGAUUGGAUGGUCACGAGGAGUACGAGAGAGUAUCGAGAGUAGUAAGAAUAGCUCUUUGGUGUGUGCAAAAUCAACCGUUUCUGAGGCCUUCGAUUGGUGAAGUUGUGAAGGUACUAGAAGGUACACUUUCCGUGGAUAGACCUCCCUCUAGUUUUGCCUUCACUUCAGGGCGACAAGUAGAUGUCGAGGAGCAAACCGAAAUUCAAGAACAUCCAUAGUUAUGUAAGAAAUUGAAUGUUGUUUAGGAGUUCUCAAUUUAGAUGGGAUUUCAUUCGGUCAAGGAAGUGUGGUGUCUUCGGAGUUUGACAAGGUUUUUGAUUUAGCAUGAUUGAACUUCAAUUACACCUAUGUAUGAUCUACCAAUACCAUUGAUUUAGCACGAUUGAACAUCCAUUAUUUUUUAUCUAACACCUCCACGAGUCGCUAACAGGUCUAACAUGAUGUGAGCACCAAGCACGGUACAAUACUGUAUGGUAAAAGAUUUUGAGAAUCGAACUUUUGUUGCAAGGGUAAAUGGAAAAAUCUUUGACCACUUGAUUAACCUAUGAUUUUCAACUUUGCUCAUUUUUAAGCAUUUUUGGACAUAAUACUUACAAGUAGUUAACAAAGGCCCAAAUCAUACCAGAAAUGU